UGCGAGCGCGCUGCUCCCGGACUCGGAGGCCGGAAACGCCGGCGCGGAGCCGCAGCCGCCGCGGCCGGUCCUUGUUUUCCGCCGAGGCCGCGCAGCCAUGGCCAAGUGGGGCCAGGGGGACCCGCGCUGGAUCGUGGAGGAGCGGGAGGACGGCACCAACGUGAACAACUGGCACUGGACAGAGAGGGAUGCCACCAGCUGGUCCAAGGGGAAACUCCAAGAGAUGCUGGUGGGCAUCAUUGUGGAGAAUGAGGCAGGCCGCUGUGAGAUCAGUGAACUGAAGCAGGUGGAAGGUGAGGCUUCUUGCAGCAGCCGCAAAGGAAAACUUAUUUUCUUCUAUGAGUGGAACAUCAAGCUGGGCUGGAAAGGUACACUUAAAGAGUCUGGUGUGAAGCACAAGGGAUUGAUUGAAAUACCAAACCUUUCUGAAGAGAAUGAAGUAGAUGAUACUGAGGUGAACGUGAGUAAAAAGAAAGGAGAUGGGGAUAUACUGAAGGAUCUUAUGAAAACUGCAGGCACCGCCAAGGUCAGGGAGGCCCUUGGAGAUUACCUGAAGGCACUUAAGACGGAAUUUACAACUGGAAUGAUUUUACCAACAAAAGCUUCAUCAACCCAAGAAUUAACUGUUAAAAGGAAACCGAGUGAAAAUACCUUGCAGGUUCAGGCAUCAUCUCCAGUGGCAUUGGGUGUAAGGAUUCCCACUGUGGCUCUGCACAUGACUGAACUGUUUGACACAACGGUAGAGCAGCUAUAUGGCAUCUUCACGGUGAAGGAAUUGGUGCAGAAAUUUUCCAAAUCUCCUGCUGUAUUAGAAGCUGAAAAGGGAGGGAAAUUCCAAAUGUUUGAUGGGAACAUCACUGGUGAAUACAUAGAAUUGUUAAAAAACAGAAAGAUCGUCAUGAAAUGGAGGUGUAGGAACUGGCCAGAAGAACACUAUGCAACAGUUGCACUGAAUUUUGUACCUACUCUAGGGCAAACGGAAUUACAAUUGGACUGUAAAGGAGUUCCUGUCUGUAAAGAAGAGAAUAUGAAAUUCUGUUGGCAGAAGCAGCAUUUUGAAGAAAUAAAAGGUUUACUCCAGCUGCCCACCCUAAAUGGUUGACUAGUUAGGUUUUAUAAGAGUAUUUUAUUUUUUUUGCAGUAGAAAGUGUCAUGUUUCUCCUCCCUGUCUUUCCUUAAAAAAAAAAACAAAAAUGCCCAAAUCUUAAUUUGAUAUUGGAUGAAAUCCAGGAACUUAUACAGAAUUAAAAAGCACUGUUUGACUCUAA
This is a messenger RNA of Sciurus carolinensis (gray squirrel), 1268 nucleotides long. RefSeq names its product activator of 90 kDa heat shock protein ATPase homolog 2. The transcript is spliced from 9 exons. Gene Ontology annotation, cellular component: cytosol. Bases 98 to 1102 code for a protein of 334 amino acids. Gene Ontology annotation, molecular function: ATPase activator activity; protein-folding chaperone binding. The record is from RefSeq and is a predicted model, not a curated record. Gene Ontology annotation, biological process: positive regulation of ATP-dependent activity; protein folding. NCBI's taxonomy places the organism in Eukaryota, Metazoa, Chordata, Mammalia, Rodentia, Sciuridae.